Bufo gargarizans (Asiatic toad) is the source of this 1869-nucleotide messenger RNA. It is a transcript of the gene DNALI1, whose product is annotated as dynein axonemal light intermediate chain 1. NCBI's taxonomy places the organism in Eukaryota, Metazoa, Chordata, Amphibia, Anura, Bufonidae. Bases 231 to 995 code for a protein of 254 amino acids. Gene Ontology annotation, cellular component: filopodium; axoneme. Gene Ontology annotation, molecular function: dynein heavy chain binding. The record is from RefSeq and is a predicted model, not a curated record. The transcript is spliced from 6 exons.
ACGUGUUAACGCGUUUUCGUACUAAGCGGCUGUAUUUUAGCAUUUUUACACAGGAGGUGGACAACUAAUAACCGCCGCGUCUCUUGGAUACAAACAGAGGGCGGGGGAGGGCAGUUAGCGCAUGCCCAGUGCGGCCCUUGUGAAAGGCGUCCUGUUGUCUAGGAGACGGCUGUACACAGGCAGUGUGCUAGCUCCAGUGUGCAGCAGUUUGGCGCUCGGCUCCAGUCACCAUGAUCCCCCCGGCAGAUUCCCUCCUCAAGUACGACAACCCGGUGCUGAUCAGCAGGAACACGGAGAGGAGAUCACCCAAGUCCCGUGCUCUGAAAGCCAUUCCUCAGCAAACCAUUACAUCUUCUCCUGUACCACCACCUCCAAAGUCAAAAUCCCCUCCUCUAGAUGCUUCUAAGCCAGCAGAAGAAAUUUUAAAUGCCAUCCUACCACCCAGAGAAUGGAUGGAGAACAAUCAGUUGUGGAUCCAGCAGGUGUCAAGCACGCCCAGUACGCGGAUAGAUGUCGUCCAUUUACAGGAAGAGCUGGAUAUGAAAUUACAGCAAAGACAAGCUCGGGAGACUGGGAUCUGUCCUGUGCGCAGAGAGCUCUAUUCGCAGUGCUUUGAUGAGCUUAUCAGACAGGUGACCAUCAACUGUGCCGAGCGGGGUGUCUUACUGCUGAGGGUGCGUGAUGAAAUACACAUGACCAUCUCUGCAUACCAGACGCUAUAUGAAAGCAGCGUGGCUUUUGGGAUGAGGAAGGCCUUACAGGCAGAACAAGGCAAAUCGGACAUAGAGAAAAGGAUUGCAGAAUUGGAGCAGGAGAAGAAAGAUCUUGAGAGGCAGGUUAAUGAACAGAAAGCCAAGUGCGAGGCCAUUGAAAAACGGGAGGCAGAGAGGCGGCAGGUGGAAGAGAAGAAGCAUGCGGAGGAAAUACAAUUCCUGAAACGGACCAACCAGCAGUUGAAGGCACAGCUCGAAGGAAUUAUUACGCCCAAGAAGUAACAUCUGCUGGCGAGAUGUGUCUGCAGUCUGGAUUCGAUGCUAGUGCUAAUGCCAAGAAACUAAUAUUUGUACCUCUGGGUCACAUUUCUAAUUAUAUUUGGCUUUUAUAUAAAUAUUAAAACGCCCCCUGACCAGAAGAAUGUGCGGACAUCGCUCAUUCUAUAAUGAAACACCUCAAUAUAUUCAAUAUCCAAGUUCUUUUGAUGGUAAAAUUGUUCUAACCUCUUUCCAAGUAUUGUAUAUUGUGGGUUCUCACAUGACAGCGUUCUGUUGGACAGAGUUUAAAACAGAUUUCUGGCAUAUAACGUGCGCCAGUCCGAUAUCCAAACUACUACAGUACAAUGUCCGUGAUGGCUGGAACUAACAAUUCCCUGUGAGCCCAGGCUAUUACUGCAGCAGGUCAUGAAAGACUGAUCUUUGGGGGUCCGACCAUUGCUGGCAGCUUCCUUCCCAUUAAUUUCAAAAGAGAAUGACCAGAUCUGGAGGUCUUGGUUGGACCACCACCAACCAUGACAUCAUAAAAACACUAACAUGUUCAUAUUUGGACCCAGAAGUUAAUAAAAUUCUUGCUGUUUAACUUUUGACAAGCGGAUACGUUUACACAUACAAUAAAAAAUAUCGGAUACAAUGUGAAAUUUUUCCUUUUUGAAAUAAAGAUUUGAAGUGUAUAAAAGGAAGUAUCUGGAUAAAAACGGAUACGUUUAACUGAAUCCAUCUCCCAUUCGCUGCAAUGUAAAAAAAAAAAAAAGUUUCUAUAUGUUUUAUUUUUUCUGGACACAAAACCGCUGUAUGCUACAUCAUUCUGUCCUGCAGAAAUGUAAACAGUGACAGUCAAAUGUUUUUUCUGUUUACAAACAUAUCCAUUUGACGUACA